GUAAUAAUUUUUUUUGCAGUGGAGUGGCUUAUGGUUCCUCGUCAAGGAAUUAAAAAGUUUGGUGAAGAAAUGAGACCAGAAGAACAUCGUAGCGCGCAACGAGAACUUUAUUUAUAGACGGAAGUUCUGCUGCUGAAUCAUAUGCUGCCUCUCAACCGUCUUCCAAGCCAUUUCUUGUAGUGUCGAUAACGUAAAUUCCUGAGUUUUGGGGCUGACCUGGUAAAGGUCUCUUAAGCAUUUUAUCAUAGGACGCACUUCCAUGUCUGCAUGGAGCCUUUGGAGCUCCGCGGUCAUACUGGCCAUAAUGAUACACUUUACAUCUCGCGCGUCGUCCUCAUACUUCUUGUAGGAAGUGAGUUCGAACACACAAGCAUCAGUAUCAGGGGUCUUGGGAGGAUCCGUUUCGAGGAUGUAGAGUUUCCUCUCACAGUCAAGAACGAUCCGGAGGUUCAUCUCCUAGUCAAGAAAGUUGGUCCCGGAUAACUUGUUGUUUUCCAGGAUGUAACGCAGGUUGAAAGGGUUGUUGUUGUUUGCCAUCUACAGAAAAUUUUGCAAACUAGGUUAUCUAUCAUGUUUAAUAAUUAAUUUGGCCUUUAAUUAAUUAUCUCCCACUAUUUUUAACAAAUCAAUAACCCUCGAUAUUGAUUCGGAGAUUUCCGGCGAAACCUCUAGUGGGCCAAGAUCCAUAUUUCAUUAUCUUGUGUUCCGCUUGGGCGUUACUCCACAAGACAACUAUUUAGGUAGGAACAUAGUCAACUAAUGAGCAGGGCUCUCAGCUCUUGGUCUGGUGUUGGGCGAACAAUAUUACUUCAACCGGCCCAGGACACCUUUUCACCAUACUUGUAAUUGGCUGAGGCACGUCUUACAAGCAGACUACUUUGGUUAGGAAGAGAGUUCCAAUUAAAUCAUAAAGAUCCAACUCCUGGCUGGAUGAGUGAGUAAAAUCAUCCGACUUGUCAUUGAUGACCCCAACUUAUUGCCUCCGAGUCAUCCAUCCAUUUGACCGAGACUCAGUUAAGUCUAACCCAACGUGCGACAGCGACCACGCUAUGGCGGUUCCCGUAACCAGCUUAACAUACACCGUACUAUGCUCUGCUGAGGCUGAGUACAUGACAGUGCACAUUAGCCGGAUAGGUGCCGGGCGUCAGAAGGCAACAGACUUAAUAUUCGUGAGGGAUUUAUAAUU
This is a messenger RNA of Cuscuta campestris, 1186 nucleotides long. The record is from the annotation of a GenBank genome assembly. NCBI's taxonomy places the organism in Eukaryota, Viridiplantae, Streptophyta, Magnoliopsida, Solanales, Convolvulaceae.